AUGUGCCUUCUUCGUAUUUCUCUCUUUUUUCCUUUCAUUGCUUCUUUCUUUCUUUGCUUCUUUCUUUCUUUCUUUGCUUCUUUCUUUCUUUGCUUCUUUCUUUCUUUCUUUGCUUCUUUCUUUCUUUCUUUCCUUCCUUCUUUCUUUCUUUCUUUCUCACUCCAACUCAUUAACAUUUUUCCUCGUUCAGAAUUUCUUCCACCCUCUCUCUUUUUCUAUGUCUCUCUCACUUCGUCUCUUUUACAUAUAUAUUUCCUUCUUUUCUCUCUCUCUCUCUCUCUCUCUCUCUCUGUUUCAUUCCUCACUUACUUUCUUUCUUCUUUCGUUCCUUCCUUCCUCCCUUUCAUUCAUUCUUUCUUUCUUUUUAAUCUUCCCUUCUCCUCUCCUUUUCUGGUUUUCCUACCCACCAGCUCUUCCACCAUUUCCUUCUCUUCUAUUUUUAUCAAUUUCCUUUCUUUCUUUGUGCUCCUCCGAUUUUCUGAUAUCUAUUCGACUGUUGAUCCAUUUCUAGCCGUCGUUAUCAACUCAAAGACUUUUCACUUGGUCACACUUGAUUUCUAUUGUCACUUUUUAUUCUUGAUAUAUUUUUUCUUCAUUUUUUCUCUAUUUUUAACCUUUUCUCUUUCUUUCUUAUUUUCUUUUUCUCUCUCCUUUUCUUCCAUCCCUCUUUUGCCACUUUUUCUCUGUCCUUUUCUUCCAUUCCUCUUUUGCCUCUUUUUCUCUGUCCUUUUCUUCCAUUCCUUUUUGCCACUUUUUCUCUGUCCUUUUCUUCCAUUCCUUUUUGCCACUUUUUCUCUGUCCUUUUCUUCCAUUCUUCUUUUGCCACUUUUUCUCUGUCCUUUUCUUCCAUUCCUCUUUUGCCUCUUUUUUUCUGUCCUUUUCUUCCAUUCUUCUUUUGCCACUUUUUCUCUGUCCUUUUCUUCCAUUCCUUUUUGCCUCUUUUUCUCUCUCCUUUUCUUCCAUUCCUCUUUUGCCUCUUUUUCUCUCUCCUUUUCUUCCAUUCCUUUUUGCCACUUUUUCUCUGUCCUUUUCUUCCAUUCCUUUUUGCCACUUUUUCUCUGUCCUUUUCUUCCAUUCCUUUUUUGCCUCUUUUUCUCUCUCCUUUUCUUCCAUUCCUCUUUUGCUUCUUUUUCUCUGUCUUUUUCUCUGUCCUUUUUUCUUUAUGUUCUCUUUGUCUUUGUCACCUUAUUCCUAUUCCUAUAUAAUUCUCUUCCUUUCUUGUUCUCUCUAUUUUUACUCUUUCUUUCAUUCUUUCUAUUUCUCUCUUUCUCUUUUAUCUCUUUUUUUUGUUCUUCUUUUUUCUCUUUCACUCUGUCGUUAUCUUUUCACUCUCUCUUUUAUUGUUCCUUUCUUGUUAUUUCACUCUCAUUUUUUCUUUCUUUCUGUCUCUAUUUUUUUUCAUUUUCAUUUCUUUUAACUUAA
Molecule: messenger RNA, 1422 nt
Organism: Acanthosepion pharaonis
Lineage: Eukaryota; Metazoa; Mollusca; Cephalopoda; Sepiida; Sepiidae
Source: the annotation of a GenBank genome assembly